Messenger RNA from Caenorhabditis bovis, 3096 nucleotides. NCBI's taxonomy places the organism in Eukaryota, Metazoa, Nematoda, Chromadorea, Rhabditida, Rhabditidae. The record is from the annotation of a GenBank genome assembly.
AUGAAGUCUCGUCUCCCAAUUCCGAUUCUCCUAUUAGCCACAUUAUUUGUACAUUUUGGAAAUUGUGAGGCACCGGAACCGACUGGCGACAAUGUGUGCACAGUCAAGACUAUCGUUGACGACUAUGAUUUGAAGAAGGUUGUUCACGACGUUGUGUACAAGGAAACCGAGCAAUGUCUCAAUCCGCUCACCGGAUUCCAAUGCGAAGUCGAAAAGAAAGGCAAGAAGGCGACGUAUCAACGAGUGCUGGUGAAAAAGGAGAAGUACGUGAAGAAAUGCUGCACCGGCUACUAUCAAACCAAGGAAAACACCUGCCAACCCGACUGUAAUCCGGUAUGCAAGAAAGGACGUUGUGUGGCCCCGAAUACUUGUGAAUGUGAUGCCGGAUUUGGCGGAAAAACAUGCGCUACUUCCUGUUCGAUUGGUGGCUGGGGUAUUGGAUGCGCGAAAAAAUGCGAUUGUGAGAAUGGUGCGAACUGCGAUCCGGAAACCGGCGAAUGCCAAUGUCUCAGUGGCUACCGCGGCAAACGGUGCGAAGAAACGUGCCCGGAUGAUAAAUGGGGACCGAAUUGCAAAAACACGUGCGCUUGCCAGAACGGCGGCAAAUGUAAUAGCGAGGGGCAUUGCGUGUGUCCCGAUGGAUUCUCGGGCGAGUUUUGCCUGAACAAAUGCGCCGAAGGAACAUUCGGAACUGAUUGCAAAUUUGAAUGCAAUUGUCAGAAUGGCGCCACGUGCGAUCACGUCAAUGGAAAAUGCCUCUGCAAAUCGGGAUUCUCCGGCCCAGUGUGUGAAGAUCGAUGUGCUGAAGGAUUCUUCGGACCAGGAUGUACGGAAAAAUGCAAAUGUUUGAACCAUCAGGAUUGUGAUAGUGAGACUGGAGAGUGCAGAUGUGUCGGAUGGACUGGAAAACAAUGUGAUGUUGGAUGUCCGAAGGGCAAAUUCGGACUGCAAUGCUCUCAAAAAUGCAAUUGCCCGGGCCUUGAGUUCGGUGAUUCGAAUGCUUCGUGUGAUGCAAUCACCGGAAAAUGCGAAUGCGAGAAAGGCUAUAAAGGAGACAAUUGCGAUAUUCGCGUUUGUGCUGAGGACAUGUACGGAGCCAACUGCGCCAAAACGUGCAGCUGUGUGAUGAGCAACACGCUGAUGUGCGCUCCGAACACUGGAUUCUGCCGAUGCAAGCCAGGAUUCUAUGGCGAUAAUUGCGAAUUGACGUGCUCUAAGGAUACAUAUGGGCCAAACUGCGACAAACAAUGCAAGUGUGAUUGGGAUUAUGCCAGCGAGUGCGAUCCAACCGAUGGGUCAUGCGUUUGCAAGCCGGGAUUCACCGGCCCCGAUUGCAAACAAAACUGCAGUCAAGGUUACUUCGGCGUCGGCUGUUCUUCGAAAUGCGAAUGCGCUCCUGGAUCGACGUGCAAUCCAAUCGAUGGAACAUGCAAAUGCAAGCCGGGAUUCAGCGGAGCACUCUGCGAAUUCCCAUGCCCGGCGGGCACUUACGGAGAAUCGUGCUCAGCUUGCCAAUGUCGAAAUGGCGCCGGAUGCGAUCCGGUCACCGGAAUGUGCUUCUGUCCGUCGGGAUGGACUGGAUCUCGAUGUGAAUCCGAAUGCCCGCGAGGAAUGUAUGGUCCUGACUGCAAACAGCACUGUCGUUGUGAGAAUGGCAACUGCGACCGAGUGACCGGAAAAUGCGAAUGCGACAAAGGAUUCAAAGGCGAAUAUUGUUCGACUUCCUGCGAAGCUGGAUAUUACGGUGAAUCAUGCGAACUUUCCUGCGAUUGUGGAGGCGGCUGGUGUCACAAACAGACGGGAAAAUGUCUCUGCGCUCCUGGCAAAUCUGGAGUUCGAUGCGACAUCCCUUGUGCCAAUGGAACGUUUGGAUUCGAUUGCGCUGAACGUUGUGUUACGUGUCUGACAUCGUCUCAAGAUGCUUGCGACGCGAGUAAUGGAAUUUGUCAGAAAUGCCGACCAGGACGUACUGGAAUUGCCUGCGAACAAACAUGUGCCAGUGGAAAAUGGGGAGACGGAUGUGCCAAUGAUUGCAAGUGUGCCGAUGGACACAAAUGCCAUCCGGAAACUGGAAUAUGCGAUUGUGAACCAGGAUACAGGGGACCAAAUUGUGAAGAGAAGUGUGAAGAUGGAAAAUGGGGAUUCGGAUGCAAAAAUGAGUGCCCGAAGUGCGCCAAUGGCGGAAAGUGCAACAAACUCGAUGGAACGUGCAUAUGCCCAUCCGGGUUCGAAGGACUUCUAUGCACAAGACAAUGUCCGUCCGGCUUCUGGGGUUUGAAAUGCGAGAAGACUUGCAAAUGCGCAUCUGAAUACAAGCAAUGCAACCCGCAAACCGGCGAAUGUUCGUGUCCAGCUGGAUUCCAGGGAGAUCGCUGCGAACAGGCUUGCGAUGAUGGAUUCUAUGGUCCGGAUUGCAUCAAGAAGUGCAAGUGCCGCGGAACGGCGACCUCAUCGUGCAAUCGUGUUACCGGAGCGUGUCAAUGUCACGCCGGAUUCACUGGCGAGUUCUGUCAUGCCUUAUGCCCCGAAGGAACAUUUGGAUUGAAAUGUAAAAAUGAGUGUCCGAAGGAUUGUGGUGACGGAUACGAGUGUGACGCGGCUAUUGGAUGCUGUCAUAUCGAUCAACUGAGCUGCGGAAAAGCUAAACAAGAAUUCGAAGCCCUUAAUGGUGGACCAUCUGGCAGCGGUGGAAAAUGGUUCAUAAUCCUAUUCUCGUUGGCGGUUUGUGUCGUUCUCGCCGUUCUCGUAUUGUUCUACAGGAACAAGUAUCAGAAAGAGAAGGAUCCAACACUUCCGACUGUUGUAUUCCAUAACCAUGACGACAAAGAUGGGGGAACUGCCAUCAAAAAUCCAUUGGCUGAUCGCCAAAGUGUUCCAGAUUUCGACGGACACAAUCACGAUGGGCUCUUGACUCUCGAAGAAGAGGAAUUGGAGAAUGUGAAGAUUCGCGGUGGAAAGCCUUCGGAAAGCAAUCAUUAUGGAUAUGCAACACUUGACGAGAUCAACGGCGGCGCUGGACCAUCAUCUUCAGGUGCAGAGCGAACACCGCUUCUGGCGGGGAAUGAAGCACCACCGCAAGCUUCGCAAGACGGUUGA